GAGCAACAUAUUCGCAGCAAUCAAUCAAGUGGUGCACAAUCAAAGCGAUGAAGUAGAUAACAGCAGCGCUUCCAAAUCUCAGUCUUUGGCUCAGUGAGGCGCUUCUCCAGCGAGCCAGUACUGAAAGUGUAAUUUGUGCAAGGCCACAACGUAAUAUCAUACAGGACGAACCAAACGAGCGAGCCCUAGCUCAUUAACAGCGUGCCGAAACCUCGGCAAUUAAAAGUAGCAGCACACUCAUAUACUGUACUUGUAUCCAACUUGAUAGCUGCUAAAGGCGAGCUCGCGGUGCUGGGCGGUCGCGGAGGUCGACACGCAAGAUGGCCACUGCUCGGCAACGCCUCCUCAAGGAGUACAAGGAGGCGCUAAAGCAAAAGUCAGAGGACACGGGUAUAACGCUCAUUCCCAACGAAACAAACCUCUUCGCAUGGCGGGCGGUCCUUCGGGGCCCAAAGGAAACGCCCUUCGAGGGCGGCGUGUUUGAGCUGGUGAUAAACGUGCCGGAGCAGUACCCGCUGCAGCCGCCAGCGGUGCGGUACCGCACAAAGAUAUUCCACCCCAACGUGCACUUCAAGACUGGCGAGAUCUGUCUGGACAUUCUGAAGAACGCCUGGAGCCCUGCCUGGACGUUGCACAGCGUAUGCCAGGCAGUGCUGGCACUCAUGUCCGACCCGGCGCCCGACAGCCCACUCAACUGCGACGCCGGCAACCUGCUCCGCUUCGGCGACACUCGCGGCUACAACAGCCUGGCGCGCAUGUACACACUGGACUACGCCCGGUAGCAGCAGCAGCUGUGGGGCGGAGGCGGCGGGGAAGAGCGGCUGAGCAGCUGUGAGGAGGCGGCGGAGGAGGCGGAGGAGGAGGCGGUUGGUUUUGCGCUCACAAUCGCAGCAGCGGGAGUCGGCAGCGGGGCCGCGAGCAGCUCUGGGCUUUAGUUAUGAAGCUCGGUGUCUGGUGUGUUGCGCUGGAUGGUGGUGUCUGCAUCCUGGACCUGGUGUGGUGGUGUUGGGAAAUGCAUGGAGUAGGGGUUGGAGCUGCAGCAGCUGAUGUAUGGCUGUUGAUCUGCGCGACUGUCCUCGUGCGUUGUUUCAUCCACAUGGGGCGGCCUGGUGCUGCGUGGCAACACUGCAUGCCUGCACCAGCUAGCAUCACAUUGAUGAUGUGCGAUGGGACAGUGUAAAGGCAGGUUGGUGAAGUCCCGCAGGGUGCAGCUGAUUCCCAGACCCCAGAAGAUGGCAAACAAUUUGCAACGGCAGCGCAGGAGUGCGCGGCUGGUCGAACGCCGGAGUUCCUGUACCGAUAAGUUGCUGGCUAACCGGAAGUUUGCUGAUGCGCAUUCCUCAUGCUCCGGGCGCACCAGCAUCACAUUGCUGAUGGCUUGUUUGCUUUGGCAGCACCUGUAGUGGUCAUGGCAGUAAUGGUCAAGCAGACUGCUAUCGAGUCUUUAUUUACCAGACCAGAGUCAGGGCGCUGACGGGGAGUGUGUGUGCCGGGUGACAAUGCAUCCAUGAACGAGUGUUGCAUACCGCAUACGUGAGGCCCGUGUGCGGCUGCGCGCGGGUGGCUUGGUGCGCACAUGCAAACCGACAAACUGUCAAAGGCAGUUGUAAGCGAGGGCUUCG
Messenger RNA from Chlamydomonas reinhardtii, 1622 nucleotides. RefSeq lists its product as uncharacterized. The transcript has 5 exons. Bases 321 to 782 code for a protein of 153 amino acids. The record is from RefSeq and is a predicted model, not a curated record. Lineage: Eukaryota; Viridiplantae; Chlorophyta; Chlorophyceae; Chlamydomonadales; Chlamydomonadaceae.